This is a messenger RNA of Lymnaea stagnalis (great pond snail), 168 nucleotides long. NCBI's taxonomy places the organism in Eukaryota, Metazoa, Mollusca, Gastropoda, Lymnaeidae. The record is from the annotation of a GenBank genome assembly.
AGACGGUUAGCGGCCAAUGCGAGAGAGCGUAAACGGAUGAGGAGCCUGAACACAGCCUUUGAUCGACUCCGUCAAGUCAUUCCAAAUAUGGGUGACGAUCAAAUUUUCUCAAAGUACGACACAUUGAGGAUGGCACAGACCUACAUCAACGAAUUGAAGGGAAUACUC